Callithrix jacchus (white-tufted-ear marmoset) is the source of this 8293-nucleotide messenger RNA. The record is from RefSeq and is a predicted model, not a curated record. NCBI's taxonomy places the organism in Eukaryota, Metazoa, Chordata, Mammalia, Primates, Cebidae.
UUCAUAACAUUCUGAAGACCGGUCCACCAAUCACAGGGCUCCUUACUGGAAAAACCAGCUGCUGGGGAGUGCCAAGAGUCCCUAGCAACGCCCUGCAGCCUUUGAAAUCCGAGGGGAAAAGACUGUAGUCAGCUCUUAACUGGAGGAGAGCACCUAUGCCCUAGAAAGAGCAGGCUCCCAGGAUGGACACCCCGCCCCCUGAAGAUUCGUUAGAGAAGCAAAAUGAAAAACUGAACAACCAGGAAGAGGAGAUGGAGUUUAAGGAAAUGGACGGUCUGAGAGAAGCCUUGGCGAACCUCCGGGGACUGUCAGAGAAGGAGAGGAGCGAGAAGGCUAUGCUUCGCUCCCGCAUUCAAGAGCAGUCCCAGCUCAUCUGCCUCCUAAAGCGGAGGUCAGAUGAGGCCUUGGAGCGCUGCGAGAUCCUAGAGCUGCUCAAUGCAGAGCUGGAGGAGAAGAGGAUGCAGGAGGCUGAGAAACUCAAGGCCCAGGGUGAGUACACUCGGAAGCUAGAGGAACGCUUUAUGACCCUAGCAGCCAACCACGAGUUGAUGAUCCGCUUCAAGGAUGAACACAAGAGUCAGAACAUCAAGCUGAGGGAGGAUAAUGAGAAGCUGAGGCUAGAGAAUAAGAGCCUGUUCAGCCAGGCUCUGAAGGAUGAGGAGGCCAAAGUAUUGCAGCUCACCAUCCAGUGUGAGGCCCUCACUGGGGAGCUGAGGACGCUGAAGGAGAGGUGUGUUCAAGAUGCCUGCCAAGCACAGGCCCGCGAGAAGGAGCUGCUGGAGCUACAGAGCCAGCAGGCCUGCGCCCGCACCAAGGAGACAGAACAGCUGCGCAGCCAGCUGCAGAGCCUUGAGCAGCAGCACCAGCAGGCUGUGGAGCAGAUGGUGAAGGCAGAGGAGACACACAGCAGCCUGAGCCAGGAGCUGCAGGCCAGGCUACAGACCAUCACUAGAGAGAAAGAGGAGCUGCUGCAGCUGUCCAUGGAAAGGGGUAAAGCGCUUCAGAACAAACAGGCAGAGAUCCGCGUGCUUGAGGAGAAGUUGGAGAUAGCAAAUGAGGCUAGGAGGCAAGCACUGGAGCGGUUUGAGCAAGAGGCAGUGGCUGUGGACAGCAACUUGAGAGUCAGGGAGCUUCAGCACAAAGUAGAUGGUAACCAGAAGGCCUAUGACGAACUCAGGCUGCAGUUUGAAGCCUUCAAAAAGCACAGCCUGGAUCUUUUAAGCAAGGAGAGAGAACUCAACACCAAACUCCGCCAUCUCUUUCCAUAAUGAAGUUCCUGCUUCCUCUGGCCUCCAAUUCAGAAUUCAAAUAUUUGUGUCUUAGCAUUAUGGCAAGAGUAAAGUUGAUAUCCCAUUUAUUAUACUUUAAAGCCCAAAAGACAACUCAAAGAAAAUCUACUUUACUAUGAUAUUGUUGUUUUUAUUGUAAAGCUAUUAUUUUUCAGUUCUGCCACCUAGAAUACACAAGAUAUGCCAGAUUUUCUUCUGUGCGUUAGAAUCUCCCUGAAUUUACUAGUGUUAUCUUCUCCUACCCCAUAACUUACUCAUUCUCAACCUCAGAUAUCUUCAUAUAUGUUAGGAUUUUAAAUUAGCAGCUUCUACGAUUUAAGCCAUUCUAAAUGCAGUCAGAUGUGCCAUCAUGAAAAAUAAUUAGUACAGUUACCCAUUGCAGAUAGUUAGGCUUAUAGUCUCCCAUAGUUGAGAUUGUAGGCAAACAGGAUCAUCAUAAUAGCAUGAAUACUUUGCAGACAAAAAAGGUGUCUGACUUUAUUUUGCACUGGCUUGGAAAAUGAUUGAGAUCUUUAACAAAGUAGGUCAAUUUUAUUCUAUAUGAGCAAUAUGAUUCAAAUAAGUUACAUAAAACAAUUUUUAUUUUUUCUGCAAGCUUAGAUAAUAUUCCCUUUUUUGGUUUUCUCUUUAAAAAGCGGAUUUGUAUGUAUGAUAAUGCAAAUAUCAGUAGCUUAAUUUAAUAUUGCACAAUAUGCUAAUAGACAAUUAGACAAUUUGGGGUAACAAAUCAUAGCAGACAAUAUGAUCUAUUAUAGUAACUCAGAAAUUGUUUUCUGCUUCUAAUAGCAUAUUAUUUGUAAUUAACUUUUUUUAAAAAAAGAAGCUGAAUGUGUAUAUGUAUACUUGGAGCAUUUUUGUAGUUAUACCUACAUUUUGUAAGAAUAGUUGUAGAAACAUGAUAGUUAUAUAUAUAUAUCCAUGUAAAGUUCUUAAAGAAGUUCUCAAAGGUAGUUAUAUUUUAUUUCUGUAUUUAGUUAUUGAUAAACAUUAUGAAUACCUCUCAAAAUAGAUUUUAUUUUUCUUACCCAUUUUGGUGAAGGCUACCAAGUUACAUAAUGAAUUUACUUAAAAAAUAUGUCUUGGUACCUUUUUAAUAAAACCAUUUCCAAGCAAGUGUUACCUUACCUCAGGUAAUUUUUUUACACCCUUUUUUUCACACUUCUAUUAAGAUUAUGUUAUUAAAUACAGAUUUUUCUUGUCAAAACAGAAACCACACUUCCGACUUCAAAGGACUCUUUACUUUCUCCUACAGGUUACCAGGAAUCAGAAUAUAGGAGCUAAGUUAAUCAUGGUUAUCCUUUAUUGAGCCCAUACUAUUUAUCAUUGUGCUGAAGCAAUUUGGAUGAAUUACUUUAUUUAAUCCUUAGGGCUCUUCAAGAAGGAAAGUGUGUUCAUUUCUAUCUUAAGGAAGAGGAAACUGAUUUUGGUAAUUUUGCUUAAGGCCACUUGAUCACUGGAGGAGCUGGGAUUUUGAUGACUACACCACACUGAAAGAUAACUUUUGGUGACUGAGUGCCAGGUGCUAGGGUAGGUACUAAGAAGAAGAAUAAAGAAAGAAGCAUCUUUACUGCUCCAUACAGUCUAGGGGCAAAAAUAAUAAUUACAUAUACUGUGAUGUAUUUUCAUAGGGGAUGUUAGGAGGUCACAGGGGAAAGACAUAGGCAGCAUCUUCCCCUGCCUGGUGGUUAGGGUUGGGUUGGCGGGGAGGACUCCUAGGGGUGAUUAAUUUAUUCAGGUGGAGAAGAGGGAGAAGGGGUUGAGACAGCAUCGUGUAGACAGCAUAGAGGUAUUUUUAAAAUGCCCAGAAUAUUUGGGGGAAUCAUAGCAGUUGGGAAGAGGUGCCGAGAAGCUGUAUACAGAUAAAACUGUAAAGAGUAGGUUGGGGGCCGUAAUAUAGGGGACCUUGAAAGCCAGGCUGGCGGGUUAUAAGAGAGGGAAGGGGCGCGAGAGUAGGGGCAAACACACGAAUGGAAGCCGUGGAGCCAGCCCGCCUCUUCCCACCGAGGCCGGUGCGGCCCCGCGAGGGGCCUGGUGCGCAGGCGUGCCGGCCCCUCCCCACUCUACGGUUCCUCCCUGCCGCAACCUGCAUGGUCGAAUCUCCGCUCGUCUACCCCCAAACUGCAGCCGCAUGGUAGUUCUUGGGGCACAAGUUUUGCGCACAGCCUGCGGGGAGGAGUCCCCUGAGCAGAGGCCGAGCGGUUCUGGAAGCGGGCUGAGGGCCGUUUGGUUUCUUUUUUAGGUGAUUUCCUUCCUGCCAGGCUCCGUUGUAGGGGUUACAGAACAGUCGUUCCCGCCUCACAACCUGGUAAGGAUCCAUCUCUUCACGUAACGCUCAUGCUCUGCUGCUUAGUCUACUUUAAUGGGCAACAUCUCAAUAUGUGUGUGUGUGUGAUUUUGUUUUUCCUGUUUUGGAAGGUGGGAGGGAAAUCUAAUUUGGGCCCUGUCCACCCUGGAAACAGACUUGUGCUGGUCAAGAAUGUAUUUUAAGAUGCCUCUUCUGGUUGAAAUAGCUAUUAAUGUGUCCCCUUAUUCAGACUUGCGUGUACCUAGCUCUUCUGUCCCCAGUGUGGACAUGGCCUUGGAUGACAUCGAUUCCAACUGUACACUGAAAGCUGCUUAUAGAGAUACAGUUUGGAGACAGUGAAACAGGUGAAGUUGAAUGGAAGUUCCGAGUUGUACAAGGUGCAAAUUGGAAUUCCUAUUUUAGGGCAACUUUUCAAAGGUUGACAAUAAGUAUUUGGGGCAUGCACAAAUGUGAUAUUUUGCUGGAGGUGACAGGUAUCUCUUAAAUAGUCAACAAUGCCUUUUAGUUUUCAGUAGGAGAUAUAGAAACAGUCUAUUCAGAGUAACAGAUUUUAAUAUCUCACUAUUAAAGAAGUUGGAAAUUAACAUGCAUACCAGAUUCCUGUGUUUUAGUUAAUUGGAGAAUGAGAAUGGUUAAUGUUUCUUUGAGGACCAGCAGUGAUUACCCUAUCACUGAGUAUGAAUAACUUGUUGAACAUCUUUAUUUUUGUUGUAUUAAAAUUUUAGGUUAAGUUUAUAUAUGUAUGAUUAGAUAAUGAAGGUUGUGAAAUGUGAAUGAAAACGUGUAAAGUGAGGCUUCACAAAGAAUCUUAUUCUCUGUAUUUCAAAAGUAUUUGUCCUAUUCAGAAAUAAUGUUUAAAAUUGAGUGGUUCUGGCCACUAAAAUGACACGAUUGGCGCUAUUUCCCCAAAGGUCGGAUUUAUUCUUCCCUUAAAUCUGUUAACCAGUUGUAUAAAUUGAGUUAUGGUGUCCUUCAGUGUAAGAGGCAUUAAGAAAUUCUUUGUGAAACAUCACUGCUUGAUAAAGUAUAUACGUAUUUAGCAUCCUUGUUUUUCUUUGUGCUAAAGUGGAUACAGCUGUUGGGGCAGAAGAGACGGGACCAGCUGCUGGCCACAUUUCCUGCUUUAUUUUAAAAGGUAGUAUAAGAAAUGAGGAAAAAGAGGUAAUAUCAGGGCUUCUGCUGUCUUUUCUUUUUAAAAUGUUCAUAAUUAAAAAGUAUUUUCCAGCAGUCCAAAGAUGUAAGUUAUCUUACACAUAAAAUGUCUUAUUUUGUUGUUAAUUGGUUAUGAAAAUGGAAUCCUUGUUCUUGCACAACUGUAAAUGUUUUGUUGCUAGAUAAUAUGAUUUGAGACCUAAAUUGGUCUUUGGUUUCCAGUGCAUCAUAGCAUAUUUUGUAAAAUCAUCUACUGCACUUGAGCAUGAAUGGGUAGUAGCCAAACUCACAACUUGGAGUGAUGAACCUGCUUAUAUCUAAGGGCAGGAGCAAGCCCCUCACAAUGCAGCUGCAUGGAUUUUUAGUGCCUACUGAAUUUUUCUAUAUAUAUAUACAUAUAUAUAUAUAUAUAUAUAUAUAUAAACCAAAAGUAGUUGGAAAGAUUAUUUGAAAUGACUAAUUUGUGCUAUCCUUAUGAAAUAUGUUAAAUGUAGGUUUUUUGAAACAGAAGCCUUGAAUUGAAAUUUAAUACUUGAACAUUUUGUAUAUAUUUCUUUGUAUAUAAUUUUGUGCAGUACCAAUGACAAAAAUAUGUUGUCAUAAUAAAACCAGGUUUGUUGAUCUUUUAGUUAUGGGCUCAAAGAAUUUAUUCAUCUCUAACAUGACAUUGGAAAAUAAUGGAUGAAAAUAGGAAAAAUAAUUGUUGUUAAUGCUGACUGUGGGUCUUAAAAGGUUCUGGAAAGCAGUAAGUUCAUUUUUCUAAAAACUAUACCAUUCUCUUGGAAUAUUCUUCUUUACAUCAAUACUUUUCCUGCAUUAUUUGAAGUUGUGGGCUGGGGAGAAAAAGUAGUCAAAGCUUUCUGAAUUAAGAUGCUUUGAAAUUCCAAAUAUAGAUUUUUGGAAUGUCAUUUUAUAAAUGGCAGUUUUUGGAAUUACUUAAGAACUUUUGAAAAUGGAAAGAUUAGUAUGGCCUAUUUUUAAAGCUGCUUUGUUAGGUUCCUUAUGUUUUAUUAACUGUCUUUUCUCAGUUUCCAUUUCAUUGGUUUUUUUUUUUUCUAGUUUUGGUGACUUAGUGAUUUUUGUCAUUUUUUUACAUCAAUUUCAUGGUCUUGUUUUUACAUGGUAAUUGCAUGUAUUUAGGAUCUAAUAGGGGCUUUAAAUAAAUUUGGUCGUAUUUAUGUGUAAGCGCAUUUUACUGUAAAUGUUUGGGUUUCUGAAUUUAAACAGAUCUGUUUAUUUCAGUAUGUAGUAAACAAUAUCUUAAAGUGUCUGAUUCACUACUUGUUAAUUAAAAAAGUUAUGAUUAAUGUGAAACUGUCGUCUUACUAUUUUUAGAAAAUUGUGUUCUGGAGGGUUAGCACAUGGAUAAAGGAGAUUUCUGGAAUAUAAAAUGGAUUGUUUUUGAAAUUUCUAGGUUUGGCUCUAUUUACUGUAAUGGUUGAAAACAAUUAAGUAUUUGGGUGACCCUUUUGUCUUCUAAAUGUGCCUCUGGUAAAAUGAUACAGAACUAGACUAAAGAUAAUAGCUUUUGAAUAUUUGUCUUUGAUGGUGGCAGGAAUUCAUACAUUAAUUGAACUAACACAUCAUAUUUUGACCUACUGUUUCUAUCAUAUUGACUUACUGUUUCUGCACUUCCUUGACCAGAAUUAUCUUAAAAAGUCCGCUUUUGUUAAAAUGUAGUCUCACCUCUGAUAUAAUCCAACAAAAAGUGUUCGAAAUAUUUUAAAUAUUUGUGCGUUUUAUAAUCACUAAAUUAAUCUCUUUCUCUUCUCUUUAAACAGCUUAGCAGUGUCUGCAAAAACGAAUCUUUUCCUACAACCUGUUAACUGACUGGACUGAUGGUAACAAAGUAAUUGUGAGAGCCAUGUCGGUCAAAAAUUUGGCAUCUGCUGAAAAAAAUGAAUGCCAUUUUCAAGUUCCCAAAUUACUUCUAUACUGAUUUCACUUUCCAGAAAUGGAGAUAUGAAAAGAUUCUCUGGAAUCCUUGAAAGACUUAAUAGAGAUUCAUGAGACUAAGUUAAUCUUGGAACAAAAUUACACUUUUUUUGUCUUUCAUGGGAGUAAUACUCAGUUCUUUGCAUAUCUUUAAAAAAUUGUAACUGUUGGGGUAUUACAGUAUUUCAUCAAGAAAUUAAUCAGUUUUUACAUAAUCAAGAGCACAUUCUAUGGAAUUACAUUUAGUGGACUAGAAUCACAAAGCAGGCCAUCAGUGAUCACAAGGCGUAUGAGUUUGUAUUUAUUUACUGAACGUGAGAGCUAAUUUGGAGUACAGACACCCUGCUGAGUAGAAUAUGAAAGUUAAUGUAAAGUUCUGAACUAUAAGAGUAGUCCUUUUAAAUAGCUGCGUUGAUUUGUAUAUCUUUGAAAAAGUUGAUUAUUUUUAAAUGUGUGGGUAGUUAAUUGCAAUGUAGGUUAACAACCAGGAUGUAUAGAUUCUGAGGUUUUGGCUUCUUGAGCUUUCUCCAAGUACUCAACACUGUUUUUUGAAUAUUUUGAGGUUUUUAAUUAAUGGUAUGCUAGUUUCUACUGUUUUAUAUAAAACUUUAUCUAGUGUUGUAUAAGGGCUUUAGUAUUCUGGAUGACGGGAGUGGCUUUUUUGUGGCAUAUGGUUGUUUUACCUAAUUGAAAUAUUUUUUCAGUUUAUUAUAAGUGUGAAAAAACACUCAAAACUCUGGAUUGUUUUAUUUCAUUUUUGUUGGAUUAUGUUAAUAUAUUACUUCACCUGGUUUAGAUUGAGUCAUUUUACCUUACUCAUUUGGGAAAUGUGCAGAUGAUAGAAGAGGGAUUUGGGUAAGGAGACAGGCUCUUACUUCCUAAUAAACAGCUGAUUAUUAUAUUAUUCAAAACUUAUUAAAUCCAGUCAGUUUCUUAUAACUUUAAGUGUAUUCAUUACCUGUGAAGCCAGGCAACAAGAAGUAUUCCCACUGUCUUAAUUAAAACUUAAGUGCUGAUGCUCCUUACAGUACAGCUGGUUAUAAUUCCAGAAGCAAAGGCACCAACAUUAUUUGGUGAUCUUAACUAGAACAGACUGGGUAAUUAUGAGUCAUCUUUUUAAUGUGAUUACCUAGUUCAGCAUUUUGAAUGUGUAGUUAAGGUCUCACUGAUUUAGUAACAUUUUAAAGCUAAAUAAUCUGAUGACUCUUGAAAGUUUUAUUGGUAGUAUGAUAUUUGUAAGUGAUUUUUUUCUCCCAGACUCUCGGCCAGUACAAAGUUUUAAGAUUCCUAAAUGUUUAUAUUUUUGCUGUUUUUUAAAUAUACUUACCAUCAAAGCUGGGGAUGAAAAAAACAGGAAUUCUUCCAUUAGAAAUUUGUAGUGUUAUGUUUGGCCAGCACAGUAUUUUUCAGAUUUGAAUUUCAGUACCUUUAUGUGUACCCUCAGUAAUCACUCAACACCAGUCAUUCUUUGUCUUAUAAUACCCUAUAAUUUUUGUUGACCCAAAAUUGUUGAAGAUAUUUUGCUCAGUUUUCACAAUGAACUAAUUGAAAAGUAUAGUUACUGUGUUUUAAAUAUUUGUGUAGUUCUGUUAAUAUACUGAUUUGAAUUUUA